This is a messenger RNA of Ipomoea nil (Japanese morning glory), 1775 nucleotides long. RefSeq lists its product as uncharacterized. Lineage: Eukaryota; Viridiplantae; Streptophyta; Magnoliopsida; Solanales; Convolvulaceae. The record is from RefSeq and is a predicted model, not a curated record. The transcript has 15 exons. The coding region runs from base 350 to 1522 and encodes 390 amino acids.
AAUACUAUUCAUAUCCUAUCAAUCUAUGAUGCUAUUUGCUAAGUUGGAAAAUGUCAAAUAAUUUUUUUUUUUUUUUUUGAAAAUUUCGCCUGCAGCAAAAGAAUACGAAACAAUCAAACCGAUCUCUCAGGGAGGGUGAACCCCAAAUCUUCCUCAAAGUUUCGUUGAAACCUGUAACGCUCACAAACCCUAGCUCCUUCAUCUUCUGUGGGGAUCUCCGUUGUUACAUUUCAAGGUGUGUUAAGUUUGCUAUUUUGUGACUGGAGGACGCUAUAAGUGCUUCAAUAGUUGCUCAAAGAAUUGGUUUCUGCAUAGUGCACGACCUCUGAGUUGAGCAACUUUUAUCACAAUGGGAAUCAUUCACCGCAGUGGGACUCUUAAAAAGACAAAUGAUAGUGCCAGGCUAAUUAUAACAACAAUUAUGGGAAUGGUGUUUGGAUAUUUUAUAGGCAUUUCCUUUCCAUUUGUUUCUCUAACUAAGAUUAACUUACCCUCAAGCCUUAUAUCAACUAUUGAUGUAGCUUUUGGUGAUGACCGUCACAGACAUACAUCAUAUAGUGCUCGUAGUUUUCCUGAAAACCUUGGUUCUGGUAGUAUUCCUGUAACGCCCAAGAUAUAUGUACCUACCAAUCCUCAUGGUGCAGAAUCACUGCCACCGGGAAUUGUAGUUGCAGAAUCAGAUUUUUAUAUGCGUAGAUUAUGGGGUGAACCAAGUGAGGAUUUAAGAAGGAAACCAAAGUACCUGGUGACCUUCACAGUUGGUCUGGAGCAAAAGAACAAUAUUGAUGCAGCAGUUAAAAAGUUUUCAGAGGAUUUUCAGAUUAUGCUUUUUCAUUAUGAUGGUCGGACAAGUGAAUGGGAUCAGUUUGAGUGGUCAAGGCGUGCAGUGCAUGUCAGUGCUAGAAAGCAAACAAAAUGGUGGUAUGCAAAGCGGUUUUUGCAUCCUGAUGUUGUAGCAGCUUAUGAUUAUAUAUUUAUUUGGGAUGAAGAUCUUGGAGUGGAGCACUUCAAUGCUGACAAGUAUAUUCAGCUAGUGAGGAAACAUGGUCUAGAGAUAUCUCAGCCUGGUCUAGAGCCAAACAAUGGAUUGACAUGGCAAAUGACCAAAAGGAGAGGAGACAGAGAAGUCCACAAGGAUACAGAUGAGAAACCAGGCUGGUGCAGCGAUCCACAUCUGCCUCCCUGUGCAGCUUUUGUGGAAAUAAUGGCUCCUGUUUUCUCUCGAGAAGCAUGGAGAUGUGUUUGGCAUAUGAUUCAGAAUGAUCUGGUGCAUGGAUGGGGAUUGGAUUUUGCUCUCAGAAGAUGUGUAGAGCCUGCUCAUGAGAAGAUUGGUGUAGUUGAUUCACAGUGGAUCAUUCAUCAAGUUAUUCCCUCUCUUGGGAAUCAGGGGCAGGCGGAGAAUGGCAAAGCUCCUUGGCAAGGGGUAAGGGAGAGGUGCAGAACUGAGUGGGCGAUGUUCCAAGAUCGCCUAACCACUGCAGACAAGCAGUAUUUUGCAAAGAUUGGUAGGAGUUUGCAUUGAAAUGCCUCCCAUAAUCCCAGCACAUUUUGUACAGUGCUCCUUUUCUACCUUAUAUUUUUGUUUCCACCAUUUUUCUGCUUUAGAGUUGCGCAUAAGUCGGGAAUUGUGCUUCCCUCACCUCCUUUUUUCUACUCAUUAGCAGAGUAGGGGCAUUAUCUGUAGCCAUGAAACAUUCAACAGUUAGAUAUUGGAAUCUCUGUGCAAUAGCUCUGGCGUGUCAUUUUUGUUCACCAAUAUUUAAUUAAUUAAUUUA